AGACUACAACAAAAACUCUCAGUAAACAAAAGCAAAAUUCUAUUAAAACCGCGAAAAAUUAUUUCAAACUUGCUCAUAACUUAAAAAAAACUAUUGCGUCAAUUCAUUCACAUAAUUAUCUGCACAAAUCACCAUCAUGGAGAGUCCAAAAUCGACGCGAGAGAAUGAACUAUCUGGAGUGACGAGUCGUAGUGGUCGUGUGAUAAAGAAGAGUACAAAGCUAAUGGAUUUCACUUCUCCAGAUGAUAUUGAGAUCGUUAAAGCGAAAAAAAUGGCAUCAGCUUCCAGAAAAUUAAACAUGACUCAAUUUUCACACAUAAAAAUGGAACCAGAAUUUGAAAUUACUCACGUUCUUCCUGCCAAACACUUCGAUGAUAACAUCGAUGACCAUUCGUUCUCAAUGAAGAAUCGAGAUAAUAAUUAUAAUCCUUCAAAUGAUCUUAAUAUAGCUGAUGAAGAUUUCCAAGAGAGUGACUCUGAUGAUCGGCAAAUGGUUAUAAAAACAGAAGAUGAUCCUGAGAUUGAAUUCGCAACACCUCGUCGCAGUAUUUACAUAACUGAGAAAUCUUCGAAAAAGAAAAUGAUGAAAGACGGAAAAAUUGUGAUGGGAAAAGCACAGCGAAAAGAUAAAGGAAAGACCCGUUACACAGCUUAUAUGUUAUGGGCUAAAGAAGCUCGACAUUCAAUCUCAUUAUCAAAUCCCGAACUUGAUUUUGCGAGCGUUUCAAAGCGUCUUGGUGAAAUGUGGGCUAAUGUGCCGACAAAUGUUAAAUAUAAUUGGAAGCGUCGUGCAAAGAGAUUAGCUAAUAAGAUUAAGAAAUCAAAUGGUGCCAAAGGACAAGUACCACAACCAAGCAAAUACAUGCAGCAGAAAUACUAUCUUAACAAGACAAGUACAAAUUCAACCGUCACUUCAACAUCAACAACGACAUCAACACCUUUAACGAAACAACAAAAGCAACUACAAAAACUCUUAAAAUCUGAGAAAUCAAAAACGCAAUCUAUUCAAAAUGCUCAAAAACAACAAAAGGAGAAAUUAUCGUUGACUCCAAGCACUAGCAGUAGUUGCAAGGCUUCACCAUCAACAUCUACUGGAAGACGAAGUAGCAUUGUACAAAUAAAUAAACCUCUUGACUUGGAACCCAUCGAUGUUGCUGCACAUUUGAAGCUUCUUGGCGAAAGUCUUAUCAAUAUUGGUGAAAGAUUAUCGCAGCAUGAGGGUCAAAUUGCUGUAUCAGGAAGUUUUUCUGUUCUGCUUGAUAGCAUUCUCUGUGCAAUGGGCUCACUUAUGUGCUGUCUAAACUACGUUCCAGAACUUAACUUUCAAAAUGAUCCACCACUCACGAAUGGAGAGACGGGAUCUGAAGAGGAACCGAAAAAUCUUUUUCAAAGUAUCAUGGAUAAUGUUCACUACAUCAUGCCGGGAUUGUAGUGAUUUCCAUUCAAUAAUUUAUGAUUUUCCUUCACCUGGUGUCAUUUUUGAAAAGUUUAGGACGAUUGAAUAAAAAAACAUUGAAAU
This is a messenger RNA of Clunio marinus, 1519 nucleotides long. Lineage: Eukaryota; Metazoa; Arthropoda; Insecta; Diptera; Chironomidae. The record is from the annotation of a GenBank genome assembly.